Messenger RNA from Leptonychotes weddellii (Weddell seal), 4105 nucleotides. NCBI's taxonomy places the organism in Eukaryota, Metazoa, Chordata, Mammalia, Carnivora, Phocidae. The record is from RefSeq and is a predicted model, not a curated record.
AUGACCGGCUCCGCGGCCGACACUCACCGCUGCCCCCACCCCAAAGGCGCCAAAGGCACCCGGUCCCGGAGCAGCCACGCGCGGCCCGUGAGCCUCGCCACCAGCGGGGGCUCGGAGGAAGAGGACAAAGACGGCGGGGUGCUGUUUCACGUUAACAAGAGCGGCUUUCCCAUCGACAGCCACACCUGGGAGCGCAUGUGGAUGCACGUGGCCAAGGUGCACCCCAAGGGGGGAGAAAUGGUGGGCGCCAUCAGGAACGCCACCUUCUUGGCAAAGCCUUCAGUACCCCAGGUUCCGAACUACAGGCUGUCGAUGACGAUCCCAGACUGGCUCCAGGCAAUCCAGAACUACAUGAAGACACUACAAUACAAUCAUACAGGGACCCAGUUCUUUGAAAUUAGGAAAAUGAGACCGCUGAGUGGGUUAAUGGAAACAGCGAAAGAAAUGACUCGGGAGUCCUUGCCUAUCAAAUGCCUGGAAGCUGUCAUCCUGGGCAUAUACUUAACCAAUGGACAGCCUUCCAUCGAGCGAUUCCCCAUCAGCUUUAAAACCUACUUCUCAGGAAACUACUUUCACCACGUUGUGCUGGGGAUUUAUUGCAAUGGCCACUAUGGCUCACUGGGCAUGAGCCGAAGGGCUGAGCUGAUGGACAAGCCGUUGACCUUUCGGACUCUGAGUGACCUCAUCUUUGACUUUGAAGACUCCUACAAGAAGUACCUGCACACAGUGAAGAAGGUCAAGAUUGGGCUGUAUGUCCCCCAUGAGCCUCAUAGCUUUCAGCCCAUUGAGUGGAAGCAGCUGGUCCUCAAUGUCUCAAAGAUGUUGAGGGCUGACAUAAGGAAGGAGCUGGAGAAAUAUGCCAGGGACAUGAGAAUGAAGAUCCUGAAACCUGCAAGUGCCCAUUCUCCAACCCAAGUGAGAAGCCGGGGGAAGUCCCUGUCCCCCCGAAGGAGACAGGCGAGCCCCCCGAGACGGCUCGGCAGGAGAGACAAGUCGCCUGCACUGCCUGAGAAGAAUGUGGCUGACCUUAGCACGCUGAAUGAGGUGGGCUACCAAAUCCGAAUUUAGGCAAGCCAUAUCAGCCAGUAAGAGGGCUUCCGUGGUGCUUCUCUCUGCACUUUACCCCAGCGUCUUUAGGAGGAACUGCAACUAUUUAUUGAGAACCUGUGGAUUUUAUUUUUAAGGAUUCACUUGGACAUGGAAUCUGAGUGGGUGGUAACAAUUAAUGUUGAAAUUCACCAAGGGGCCACCAGGAAAAGGCCGAAGUAAGAAACCCCAUCGGGGUUGGACUGUCUCCCUCACUACAGAUAGAAAGGGAAAUAUGUAACCGUAGUUUUCUAUCUUCCCAUUGACCUACUUUUUGUCUCCUUGCUUUUGAACAUGAUGCCUCCUCACCAGUAGUAUAUGUUACUGAAACCCUCCCUCCCACUUUUGAUAUAGUAAGGUAACUCAGCCAGUAUUAAUGUCUUUUUUCAGCAAUAACAGAGGCAAAGAUUGGUGGGAUUUUUUUUUAAGCAGUCAAUAUUACCUCAGCAUCUUGACAUCAGAUAUGCAAACUUAAUGGUUUUGUUGUUUUGUUGUUUUUUAUAUAUAUUCUAUUUGUAUUGUUUCCCCAGUAUUUCCAAUGGGGAUCUCCACAAAGUUUGGAAUUUUUUCCUGGUACACACAUAAUGGGAGUUAAGGUAUUAUAUCAAGUGUUUUACUAAAAAGCACUGAAAUUCUGGCAAUACAGGAAACUAUUUUCAGGACCUUGGAGUUACUUCUUUCUUAAUAUUUCUUAAAGCAUUCACUGACAGCGGUUUUUUGUUCUUUCAAAACAAAAAGCAUGAUCAGAAGGUAGUCUGUGUUCUGUCACUAACAUUUAAACUUUGCAAACUCCAGCAAAAAAAGCACAAGAGGUCAUGGCACUGUGACACACAUUUAGCAGUUUUGCAAUUACCUCCGACAAUCACACACUCAGAAAGGCAGAGGCCAGGAAUCAAUCAGCAGAGUCUUGAGAACCAGUUAACCUUUCUGUUUACGUCCAUCUGAUUUUUAAACUCUGAGUCAGGCCUUGAUUCUGAAGGACUCACUGUUGUCAGAGAGGUGUUCUGAUGUCUUAUAUUAAGACCAAAUGUGGCAUGACGUGAUCCCUUUCCAGUCCCUUGCUUUUAAGUACCACUUCAUGACAUUUAGGAACUGAUAUUGGAAAAUGUGAUGAAUUAGAGAAGCAGAACCUUUUCUUAAAUGGAAAAGUCUUCAGGUACAGUGUUCCAUCUUAGAGCGUGAUAGAGUCCGUGAUGGACAGUGUAUCUGUGUAACUUCUGACUGCAGACCGCACAGAGGAACCCUACCCGCCAAGUCUGUAUGUUAUCAACAUCAAGAGCAUGCUUCCGUUUCAUCUAUUGUAGCUCAACGGCCGUGCCAACUCGUGAGACCACCGCGCAGAUGUAAGUGAAGUCUGCUAGUCAACAGAAGUGUUAUCUCAGUUGAGGGCUUCCUCUCUGGCUUUCUGUGCCUGGCUUUCUUUGCCUGAUUUUAGAAAGGGGAAUAGAAAAAUAAUCUGCUCACUGAGAUUCUUUACCAGUAAAACCACUGAAGGUGACUCCAUCCCUCGGCCGUGUGUGCAUGAGCUCACUUUAUGCUAAAACUCAAUGGCAUUAAAAAAAAAACAACAACUCAUGGCAUUCAUAGAAAGUGGUAUUUUCUUGAAAAAGAAGGAAGUUUAGUGUCCUUUACAUGAAAAGGACCAAGUAAGUAUACAUCUCAAUUAGAUUAAAAUACAGAAGUUAAAAAUUCUGAACUUAAUCACUUUAAGAAUAGUAUUCUCAGUUCCAGUUUAAGAUGAGGUAUCUUUGUAUCUCUUCAUAAGGCAAACUCAUUUGCAGCCUCAUGGCCACAUGUACUGAAGUAUUUCAAUUAGUCAAUUCAUUCUCCUUCUAAAACAAUACUGACUUAGCUCUCUCUGUGAAAAACAAGAUAUAUGUAUCUUAUGUUUAUCAAUCUGACACUUUAUUAUCUCUAAUAAGUAUACAACUUCUACCACUGCAAUCAUUCUAAGAGCUUGGAAUAGGAUUUUCCAAGUAUUAUUUAAGUACCGUCCCCUCCAAAAUAUACAAUGUCAUUAGUUGCAUAGCCUCUUGUUUCCCACAAAAAAGGGUAAAAGGAUAGGAACACCAACUGUUCUAAUAUGAUGACUUAUAAGCCUUAAAACCACCAGCUGGUUUGGUGAUUCAAUUAGUAACCUGAUCUUUUUUCCACUCACUUCUUGAGUUUAAGAUUCAGUCCCCCAGAGCCAGGGUUAGUCACAGAAACAUGAAAAGUAAUUUAAAAUGCUCUUAGUUUUCAUUCUAUUUUUAUUGCCUAUGGAAUUAUGUUGAUUUCUGAAAGAUGUGAGAAAGGCACCAAACUCUUAAAUUCUAGCGCAGGAAUUUAGUUAAAAUGAUAUUAAGGCAAAAACAAAACAAAACCAUGACAUGAUUUACCCCCCUCCCCAAAAUUGAUUUUAAAACUGGCUAUUAUUCAAAAGAUAAAAAAUAAAACUAUGAGAUGAUUUGAGUCUAGUUUUUAAAGUUAUAAAUGCAAGAGAAAUUUUAUGCUUAAGCCAUUAUGGGGAUAUAUGCAAAGUUUAAAUGGAUGACAGAAAUCUUGAUUUUAGACUCCAUGUUGUGCUGUUUUGAGUAUACUUUAUUUCAGAAAGUGAUAUUUAGUAUUUUCUAUACACUUUGAAAUCAUGAGCAUUUCACUUUUUCUAAGUCAAUUAUUUCAUAAGGAUUUUAUUAAUAGAUAUUGGUAAAUAGAACUUUGGAAAUCUUAAUUCUGUAUUCUUACUAUACCCAAGGCUUUUGUAAGCUAUAGUUUUAUGUACAACCUUGUACAGUUUUUUUGACACACAAUUCAGAAUCUUGUUUAUUCUCUUGGACUUUGUUCUGGCCAAUACAUUUUUUUUAAAUCUUUAAGGAAAACUGUGAUUGUUUUAGUGGGUAUUUUUCUAAGUAAAGGAAAACUUGUAUAAUGGUAUUUUAGAGAAUGCCAGAUAAGUGCAUGUUUCAAGUUAAUGUUUUUCUCAUCACUUGUAUGUUUAUACACAGCAUGGGACUUUAAUAAAACCAUCCUGGAAACUAAA